Molecule: messenger RNA, 366 nt
Organism: Pyricularia pennisetigena
Lineage: Eukaryota; Fungi; Ascomycota; Sordariomycetes; Magnaporthales; Pyriculariaceae
Exons: 3
Coding region: 1-366 (121 amino acids)
Source: RefSeq, a predicted model, not a curated record
AUGCAGGUCAAGUCUUUCUGGGCCGGCUGGGGAGCUUUGUGUCUUGCUGGCGGUGGAGCAUAUGUAUUCGCAAAGCGCAGCAUCAACGCCGAUCGCCAGGCCCGUUGGGACGAGCAGAAGCGCAAGCGUGCCAUGAUCGAGUCGCUUGAGCAUUCUGACAACAUCAACAACCUUAAGCCUUCGUCGAACGAAUCCCACAGCGCGCCGCCGAGGACAGAUACGGCUGGCUCGCCUAGUCAAGAAUCGAACUCCGAUCCAGCGCCGACGAGACAUGCGCCAACCACCGAAGGGGAGAGGGUAGUGGAGAAGAGCAAAUACGAAGCUAGUCAGCCGUUUAGGAGUAUAAAAGGGGAUAGGUUUUCGUGA